Molecule: messenger RNA, 2500 nt
Organism: Lepisosteus oculatus (spotted gar)
Lineage: Eukaryota; Metazoa; Chordata; Actinopteri; Semionotiformes; Lepisosteidae
Gene: thumpd2
Product: THUMP domain containing 2
Biological process (GO): tRNA methylation
Molecular function (GO): tRNA (guanine) methyltransferase activity; RNA binding
Source: RefSeq, a predicted model, not a curated record
GCUUCCGCUGUACAAUCAAAAAAGUGCGCUGUCUCAAAGAGAAAGUGAAUAAACUGUGGCUACUAGUCGCCUGUUGGAGAAAAAACAAGCCCCACAGCGUUCAGGCCUUAAUAUUUUAUCCCGCUUUUAUAGGCAAAGUGUGUUUGUUUUUUUAAAUAGCAGGAAAUGAAAGAAUUGCGGUACUUCUGUACUGCUGGGAAAGGCAUGGAGCAAUUUCUUGUUCAGGAAGUGAUUUCCAAGCUGUCAGCCUGUGAUGUUGAACACAUACCGGGUAAGGUGUUCUUCACGACGAGCGCUGGUCUGGAGAGGCUGAGGGGAUUGAAGUCCGCCGAGAGGUUGUUUCUGCUCCUGAAGAAACUGCCUCCUCUACCUGCUCCCUGGGAUUCAGGGAAGAUGACUCGUGUGAUCCAGGAGAAAAUAAUCGGGGAGCUGGGCGACUGGCAGCAGGGGCUGUCUGCCUGGCUGAGUCUCCAGCAGGCCGCGAAGGAGAGCCGUCUGGGCCCUGCUGCUUCUCGGAGGAGUCGGAAAAGAAAGCGCGAUGAGGAGACUGGGAAGGAGGAGGAAGAGGAGGAGGGCGACGGGAGCUCUCCGGCCAAGAAACAAGACCUCCAGGGAAGCCCGGAAGAAACUCCUCUUCCUGCUCAGGUUUUGGACAGUGCAGGGUCGGUGCUGCCCGGCCGAGCUGACCAUGUCUCAGAGGGGCCCUCUUGUCCAGCAGAUGUGAUCUCCAGCAGCAAACAGCCCCUCGUGUCUUUCAGAGUUUGCUGUCGCUGUAGCGGCAUAUUGGCUAGGAAGUUCAGUCCCCAGGAGCUGGGAAGGAUCAUUGGCAUGGCUAUUCACAAGCGGCUUGGCUGGAAAGCAGACCUGAGAGAGCCUGAUCUUGAGGUUAAUGUUCACCUAAGUGACGCCCAUUGCAUUCUGGGAUUUCCAGUUUUCAGGCUUCCUUUAGCUCAUCGGCCAUAUAUCAGAACAACUGGUCUGAGAUCUACCACAGCCUGGGCAAUGGCCUCACUUGCUGCUAUCAAGCAGGAUGGUUGUUUUGUAUUGGAUCCGAUGUGUGGAGUUGGGACUAUACUUAUUGAAGCAGCAAAGGAGUGGCAAAAUGCUUUUUUCCUGGGAAUAGACAUUAAUGAAUCACAGCUGAAAAAAGCUCGUGAAAACAUCCAGUUCUCAGAUCUCACGAGCAGAAUUGAAUUGAUGAAGGCAUCAGUAACUGAAAUACCCCUGCCUGCAGCCAGUGUCGAUGCUGUCAUUUGUGAUAUUCCCUUUGGGAGAAAAUUCGGCUGCAAAACUGACGUCAGAAUCAUGUUGCCUGCCAUUGUGAAAGAAAUGGAAAGGGUGCUUCGUGUGGGGGGGACCCUGGUGCUGCUGCUCAGCCCCCAGCUGUCGGCCUUCCUGGGGAAGAGUUUCAGCCGGGAGCCGCAGCAGAACCAGAGGCCGGCGGCCGGCGGUUCCGAAGAGGCAGGGGAGGCCGGCAGGGCGUCUCCUCGGCUCGUGGAUCAGGUGACGGCGGACAGGGUCCUGGUCUCUGCAGAGGGUUCCAGCUCAGCCCCCAUGGACUUCCCCUCGUUAGUACGCAUGGGCACCUACAGAGUCAGCCUGGGAGUGACUGAUGGCCUCGUACAGGAGUACAAGAAGGUGAUCCCUCCCACCUGAUGCUGUUCUAGCUGCGGUAUGUCCGUACGCUCAGUGCAAAACUGUAUUUCUACGGUUUCUACAGUGCGUGGUUUUUUCUUGUUGAUGGGUCUGUUUGCAACCACCGUCCCGAUGAGACGCGAUGUGGUUUCUGGUUUUGGCACAAAAAUUAAAGGGGGGCGCCACCACCAAAAUCGGAGGCUCGCGAUCUUCCUGAAAACGCCCAUCGCCCGAUAGCGAUGGGGUGAUCACGUCCACUUCCGUGCUGCGUACUCUCUGGAGCAGGUGUGGCCGAAACCCCACAGCGGGCCGGGGGCUGAGCGCCGCAGUGAGCAGAUUGGGAGAUCCAGCUGGGGCCUCAACCCCCAGGGUGUCUGAAAGGCCGUGGGGCCCCCUCCUGGAGAACGGCGAAGGUCAGCGUUCCUCCACCUGGCCACACCAGAGCUGUGGUGUUGGGGCACCGACUACAGUACCAGGCCCUCAGCUGGGCGCCCUGCAGCUGCCCACUGCAUGAGCUGUGGACCAAUCAGCGACAGGCAAUGAGGGAAGUGUUCGGGAACAGCCGAACUGUUAGACCUCCGCAAAAUACAAAACCGUGGUUUGGCACGAUGCUCUGCCGUGUUUCUUUCUGUUCUGCGCGUUUUCUGGCUUUCUGAUUAACAGCUAAAUCCAUUACAUCCUGAGAAGGGCUGGCUCUCCGUUCAGCGACCCAAAGCUUGCGGGCCGGGCUAUGCAAGACAUUGAAUGUAGCCACUGUUUCUGAUUGGAAUUUCUUCAAAGCACAAUCUGAGAGAUUGCAGCUUUCUGUACAGGGUAGAGAAAGUAACAGUAAAGGCAAAUUCAGCAGACGCCCUUGUCUCAGCCA